Messenger RNA from Orbicella faveolata, 1649 nucleotides. RefSeq lists its product as uncharacterized. Lineage: Eukaryota; Metazoa; Cnidaria; Anthozoa; Scleractinia; Merulinidae. The record is from RefSeq and is a predicted model, not a curated record.
AAGAGAUCCUUUGUAUUGGAUCACCCAGAGUGUAAACCCACGCAUUCUUAGAAUUACCCAGUUACUUUAAUUUCAUUCCGCAAGAACAAAAAAGAGGAAAUAUCUUAAUAAGUACAUUCGUUCGACUUGAAUCGAACAUUAAAUAAGCCUGUAACUCGGAAGGGAAUAGAGACGUUAUCUGACGUAGUAUAUCAGUAAUUAUUUUAUGAUUUAAUUUGUAGGUGAAUGACGUUAAGGAACGGGAGAACCGGCCCCGAGGAAUAUUUAGCUAUUGCUUUUCAUUACUGCAACCAAAUCAACGACCUGACUGACCACUGAGAUUAUGGCAAAGAAACUUCCUUUCGUGGGAUCUCAAAGACAAACCAAAAAGGAUAAACCCUGAUGAGUUUUACUUUAAUUAUGACAAAAAAAAACUAAAACAAAAACCUGAAAGAUUCAUGGUAUUUUCCACCUGUCCCGAUGUAGUGUUCAUUCGCCAAUGUCACGUUUUUCCGAAGAAUUAGAUUUGUCGCUGUUUACAACAGAGCGUUUAGCGCCGCAUGAUAGUUCGAGGUGGGUCCCAGGCUGCUUUGGAUAUAAUUAGAUCAUGUUUGUCUCGUCAACUCACCAGGCAAAAGAACUUACUCCAAAUCACUUUUUUACAUUCAACAUGAAAUAUGUUUUACGCGAUAGCAGUCGCAUCGAGUUUAUUGUGUCUCUAAAACUUGUCCAAACACGAAAACAAGUUUUACUAAAAGAUUUGCGUGAUCAAUCAAAGACAUUGAAACUUUAAAACACUUCAUUCGAUUUCUUUGAGUGCACUCAACACAAAAGCAAACGUAAUUAUUGAGAAAGUUGAGACACGGGGGUCCUUAAGGAAACACGACCACCAACCUUCUAAACUUCUAUCCAUUCAGGGCUCUUUCUGGUAUAAAAGAAGUCAUCUCAGUGUUUCAUUGCCUUUCAACGUAGGAAGAAGUAACUUUCUUUUUCUGCUCCGCGCCAAAACUGUAUUGACGAAGCUACCAACCUAUUUGGAUCCCUCUGUCCUUUGUAGUCUAGCAAUGAAAUGCAAGAGGAAUUCGAAGUUGUUAGUCGUUGUUGUGAUUUUUCUGGUAUACGGACAAAUCUCGAGAGGAGAAUACGAUGAUUGGUGCCUUGACUACGAGUCCAGGAAAUGUGAAAAGUGGAAGGCUGGUGGACAGUGUCGAUCACCGUUUCGCCGUGUGCAAGUAAUGAUACGGAGAUUGUGCAUGGAAACCUGCAACUUCUGCGAGCCUCCAUCGCCUGAGGUAUGCUAUGAUGAAAAUCACGAGGUGUCCAAAUAUGGUUGUUGCUGGGACGGGAUUAACGCUGCCACCGGCCCAAAUGGACAGGGAUGCCCCGGUAACUAGUUUACACAAGCACUGACUAUAUGUAUUGUAUGUUCUAAACUUAUUUACAACGGCAAGAAAAUGCUAAAGAGGGAAUAAUGAGUCUAUGAAAAUGGAAAAACACAAGGAUUAAGACUAGGAAGAUUGAGGUGGUUUACAGAAGACGAAACAUUUCGAAACACCGUUGUUCAGUAGCUGUGCAUGUUGAAAAGCGAACUUCGUGCAAGAUCUGUGUUUAACCGAGGUUACGCGUACCUAUAAAGAAACACCUGCUUGCCAAUAAUGAAACAUAACGAA